AUGCCUCCAUUGGGGAAAGCGGGACGGUUUCGGAGACGGCGUAUAACUCUUUAUAUUGCUAUUAGUAUCAUAAUAGUUUUACUGCUCCUAUUAUGGAUAGAGAAUGGCAAAGUAGUUGAUGAGACACACGUUGAAGUCUCUCAAGAACGUCGCUUAUUUGAAAAUAUUCCACAAGAAAAAGAAUCCAUAUUAUACGAACCCUUACGACAAGAGGAAAUUGAUGGUAUCAUACCAGGAAAUCUAACACCAUUUAUCUCUCCAAAUGGUCCACAUGAAGGACAGGAGUUGCCUCAUUUUAACUACACAGAUGGACCAUAUCGUUAUCGCAAUCCAUAUAAUCCCAUGCAUCGUACAUCACGUCCCUGUGAUGGACUUUUGUAUACAAAAGGAAAAUGGGUUUACAACAGCAGCAAGAGACCUCAAUAUACUUCACGUGGAACUGUAUUGGGAUGUUGUGAACGUGGUUUUAGAAAAGAAUUUGGUCCGGAUGUUGUGCGAAAUGAAACACAAUAUGAAUGGAAACCCGAUAGUUGUGAAUUAGUUCCGUGGGAUGAGGAACUUUUUUGCCGUUCUCUCCGCGGGAGGAGUAUCAUGAUGGUUGGAGACAGUCUUUCCGAUCAUUGGCAUGCUUCUCUCUAUUAUCUUCUGGGAGGUGAAGGAGAUAUUUACGAGCGCGAGGGCACUUCCCGGACUCGCCAUCGCUGUAGAGGACAUGUGAUCUGUCAAAAAUAUUACCCCAAUCGUAUAAAUAAUAAACCUGUCAAGAUUUUUUUUCUAACCAAUCAAUUUUUAGAAACGAAUUAUCACUCAUUCCGAAACUUUUUAUGGUGGAAAGAUAUUCAUCGUUAUCCUAUUCUUAUUUUAAACUCCGGAUCUUGGAUGGUUCGGCCGGAAAAUGAGAGACGAAGAAUAACGGAUGAAAAUUAUUACUUUUACAUGCGACGAGCCGCAAGUGUUGUAAGACGUCUUUAUAAAGGAACUGUUAUUUGGCGAACAACUUUUCGUGGUCAUCCUUUUUGCUGGCAAUACACAGAACCUCUCACCACUCCACUGACAUUAAAUGCAUAUAAAGAGGGAAUCUACGAAAGGUAUAGAUGGUAUGCGAUACCUGCAAGGAAUGCCUAUACCACAGCCUUAUGGAAAGAUAUGGGGGCUCACAUUCUGGAUGUGGCUCCAAUGACAGAUCUAAUGCCAUUAGGACACAUGGGAAAAUAUCAUCCAAAGUAUGAAUCUAUGAAUGCCACGGAUUGCUUACAUUAUUGCUCUCCAGGUGCCACUUAUGAUCAGUGGAGUGUAUUGCUAAUGAAUUUACUCAUAGGGAAUAUUGUGGACUGA
This is a messenger RNA of Trypanosoma theileri, 1335 nucleotides long. Its product is annotated as putative endo-beta-N-acetylglucosaminidase. The record is from RefSeq and is a predicted model, not a curated record. The transcript has a single exon. Bases 1 to 1335 code for a protein of 444 amino acids. Gene Ontology annotation, molecular function: O-acetyltransferase activity. NCBI's taxonomy places the organism in Eukaryota, Euglenozoa, Kinetoplastea, Trypanosomatida, Trypanosomatidae.